Molecule: messenger RNA, 648 nt
Organism: Lactuca saligna
Lineage: Eukaryota; Viridiplantae; Streptophyta; Magnoliopsida; Asterales; Asteraceae
Source: the annotation of a GenBank genome assembly
AUGUCUCUGAGAGCAAGGCCGGUAACAGCCCUAUCCUCCUCGGAUGACGAGGAGGAGAACGAGAUCCCCGACAGCCCUAAGCCGCCACCACCACCACCCACUAUGUCACAAUGGGCUAUAUCACAGACACUAGCUAGCACAGCCCAACUAGCCAACCUCCUACCUACAGGCACCCUCUUAGCCCUCCAAACCGUAACACCCAUCUUCACCAACCAUGGUUCCUGCGACGCCGUCACACGACCACUCACCGCCAUCCUCCUCGUCUUCCUCACCGCCGCUUGCUUCCUGGCAAGCUUCACCGACAGCUUCAAGUCCUCAGACGGACAGGUCUUCUAUGGGUUUGCAACGUUCAAAGGCAUGUGGCUCUUUGAUUACCAAACAGCAGCAGCAUCAACCUCCGGUUUACCGGACCUGAGAAAGUAUAAGUUGACGGCGGUUGACUGGAUUCAUGCUUUUGUGUCGGCAUUCGUGUUGCUGACACUGGCCAUGAGAGAUAGAAGCGUGGUGAGUUGCUUUUAUCCACGACCAAGUCAUGAGGUUCAAGAGGUUCUGGACAUCGUUCCGUUGGGACUUAGUCUCGGUUGCAGUUUGGUGUUUGUGAUCUUCCCUUCCAAGAGACAUGGCAUUGGCUACCCUGUAUCCCAUUGA